AUGAAAAAGCAGUCGGCCUCUCUCAACGAAGUGUCCAGAGUGGAUCUUGACCGAAGAUUCGUUCUCGCUCAUGUUAUCGAUGCGCUUACUUGGGGGGUCUCUGCCGGUGUCUCUAUUUACUACACGGUCCGCGCACCACGAGAUGGUCCCACCAUCGGGGCGCGCAUUUGGGACCAGAAUUUUCAGUAUGAGACGGGCCUGACCAUUGAUCCAAACAUGGUCAUUGCCUACUGGGUAGGAAUGCAUGUCGCGCUCUUUGUGCACAUGCUGGCCAAUAUUUUCGCGCCCUCUAACGACAUCAGCUACAUCACAAUCAGCAAUCAUUUCAGCAUCAACAAUUUACUUCACGUUGUUUUUCUGGUCUUGUUUCAAGCUUUCACACUUCACUCGCAUUUCAGUUAUCUGCGGCCCUCUUGCCUGGAAUUUUAUUGCCAUCUUUUGGAACUGGGCAAUUGCCGUACAGCCGGAAUCGGCUACAACGAUACUAUCGAGGGCUUUGGUCUCUUUUUCGUCUGGGCAAUUCUCGGGUAUGGAGCGUUUUCCCUCUUUGUCUUCCAAGACCUUGCAAUGGCUUUCUUGCUGGCGUACCUCUGCGCCAGUAUCGCCGUCGCGCAGCAUUUUCUCCAACGCAGUGAUCGAAUGUGGAUUCCGCCUGUCGUGAUUGCAAGUCUUCUGGUGGUAAUGAUGUGUGCUGUCGCCGCUCGGUGCCUCUGGAAUCUACGAGCGGUACGUCGGAAGAAAGUGAACGAGUCUGUGGACGCUGAAUUCGAUGAGCGUAAGGAAUCAUGCUAA
Molecule: messenger RNA, 792 nt
Organism: Metarhizium album ARSEF 1941
Lineage: Eukaryota; Fungi; Ascomycota; Sordariomycetes; Hypocreales; Clavicipitaceae
Exons: 5
Coding region: 1-792 (263 amino acids)
Source: RefSeq, a predicted model, not a curated record